UCACUGUUCAGCUCGAAGCUUGACCAACGAGAAAAUCGCCCGGUGAUGCACCUCUGGCGCCUUUCAUGUCGUGGUCGUGGGGUGCCUGCUGUGUCGCCCCUAGCCAUGUUCUCAUGCCGCCGCCCAUUGAAGCUAGGUGACAUCACAGCUCCUCUGUUGUCAAGGUCGAUACAAUACGUUCGAUUGAUAGUUGUCUGCGAAUUCAUGAGUUAUUGGCCUGCAUGUACUGCAAGGCAACUGCAGCGAUCGCACACAGCAUUUGGAUUUUUCUUUGGGCCCCCUCCAUUUGGACUCAAGACUGGCUGGCCUGAAUCGAUUCUUACAGAGUUUGAUGCCGGUCUCACAUCCUCAGUGGUCGUCCAAUUGCCGUCCGUGCCUCUCAGCGACCGCUUGCGUAAUCAGGAACGUUAAAAGAUAGCUCAGACCACAAAAACACGGGUAUUCUGCUAA
Messenger RNA from Canariomyces notabilis, 450 nucleotides. RefSeq lists its product as uncharacterized. The coding region runs from base 46 to 411 and encodes 121 amino acids. The record is from RefSeq and is a predicted model, not a curated record. The transcript has a single exon. NCBI's taxonomy places the organism in Eukaryota, Fungi, Ascomycota, Sordariomycetes, Sordariales, Chaetomiaceae.